AUGGGGCAAAGACCCCAGGACCUGCCAAGAUCUCUUGCACACAGCCCCUCCUUAGCCCCUCUGCCUGAGUACCUAUCCACCUUGGCUCUGGAAGUGGUCCUGGAGGAGGCUGGCUGCCCAACUGAGGCCCACAUUCUGCAACUUGAGCUUGUGAGGAUGGGAGGAAAGGACACCACCAAAACCCUCAUCCAUGAGAGUAAAAAGCACAUCGAGGAAGAAGGGCACUCUGUUCCAGAUAUGCGUGGCCUCAGACUCAUGAUACCAGUUGAGCUGCUCGUUUGCUACCUCCUGCUAGGCCCUGCUCAUGCUGCUCCACAUGGAAACCAGACAAAUGUCCUGAGGCUCCUUCCCUCAGCCUCGGGAUCCUGGCCAUCUUCCUCAGACCCCUUGUCCUGCCAGACCCUGCUCCCAAAGUCCCUGCCUGGCUUCACCCACAUGGCCCCUCUACCCAAGUUCCUCAUAGGCCUCUCACUGAUGAUCGCCUUGGAGGAAGCUGGUUGCCAGGCUGAUGUACGGGCCCUGCAGCUUCAGCUCGUCCGCGAGGGCGGUGUAAACGCUACACAGAUCCUCAUCAGACAUCUUCAAGGGCUGGAGAAAGGAAGAAGCACAGGGAGGGCGGUGUCAGCGGAUGCCCUGGUCUCUGCUCUGCAGCUGUUGGCCAGGGAGCAGCCAGGCCAAGAGAGGGCCCGGCGCUCCCUCCCCAACAAGGACUGUGAACACGAGCAGGAGCAAAGUGUGCACAAUAUAGUUCAGCUGUUGCCAGGAGUUGGAACCUUCUACAACCUGGGCACAGCUUUGUAUUAUGCUGCUCAGAACUGCUCCGACAAGGCCAAGGAACGAGGUCAAGAUGGGGUCAUAGAUCUGGGUUAUGACCUUCUAACAACCAUGGCUGGACUGUCAGGAGGGCCCACAGGACUAGCGAUCAGUGCUGCACUGAAACCUGCAGUGAAGGCCGGAGUUCAACGCUUGAUCCAGUAUUACGAUGAAAAACAGGCAAACACUCCUUUGCCAGAGACCAGCGAGGAGCGCUUGAGGGGCACCUCAGGUGUGGGUGACCUGGAAGAAACAACUACCAUGACCCCUUUGGUGUCAGAAGUAGUAACUCCAACUCCUUCCUGGGGGUGGGCUGUACAUACAACAAGCAGUGGUUUAAGACUCUGGGAUGCGAGUCUUGGGAUGUAAAAGAAGGUAGUAAACACAGAGUGAAUAAAUCUAAUAUUCUGACAA
Molecule: messenger RNA, 1227 nt
Organism: Equus quagga
Lineage: Eukaryota; Metazoa; Chordata; Mammalia; Perissodactyla; Equidae
Gene: APOF
Product: apolipoprotein F
Exons: 3
Coding region: 1-1182 (393 amino acids)
Biological process (GO): cholesterol metabolic process
Source: RefSeq, a predicted model, not a curated record